GCACAAAUUGACCAUGACUACUAGCUCAUCAUCCAAAGCACCUGCGAACGACGAGCCAUGGAAGCACACCGGAUACCGCGACUUCACGAACUUUGUAGUGUCAGAUAACGACUUCUUCGUUUUGCGGCGGUUCAGCAACCUUACAGCACGCGUCCUGUUGGCGCUUCAAGACGAGCUAUCGCAGCAGGAAAAUCAGCUACACACGCUUGAGGAUCGGAUUUGUGAUUCGCUUGCUCCGGAAGUCCAUAAUGGUUCGUUUAGGUACGACACGUCGGAAGAGAGAUCGGAGUUGAUCAGGGAGAUUGGACGGAAACUGCGAGCAUAUAAUGAACUAAUUCUUCAACAUUCUGACCUUCGCUCUCGCCCCAGGGUCCCCAGGCGAGAUGUAAAAAGAGUCUCCAACUGGUUCCGUAACCACGAAGGCGCGAUCCAAACCGAAGAAAUGCAGUACAUAACCCACGAAUCCGACCUCUUCGCCGUAGCACUAAAAGCAAAGGCGCCACUACGGCGACUUCUUGAACGAUCGUCGCGUUUCCGGCAAUCAAGCUUGUGGAAGAAGGCGUCGAAAAUACAAAAUGAAAGUGUCGCGUACACUUCCGAUUACAGGAUUGAUUUCUUCGUCAGCUUGAUAAACACAUUGCUGGGUAUGACGAUGCUGAUUGCGCCGCUCUGGAUUCUCGCAUUCGUGGAGGAUAUUGUGAAGAGACUGGCGGUUAUUACGAGCUUUUUGGUGUGCUUCCUUUGUUUGGUUACGUUUACGACGGCGGCGAGGCCAUUCGAGAGCCUUGGGGCUACUGCUGCGUAAG
Molecule: messenger RNA, 806 nt
Organism: Trematosphaeria pertusa
Lineage: Eukaryota; Fungi; Ascomycota; Dothideomycetes; Pleosporales; Trematosphaeriaceae
Exons: 2
Coding region: 14-805 (263 amino acids)
Source: RefSeq, a predicted model, not a curated record